Messenger RNA from Lachnellula hyalina, 2574 nucleotides. It is a transcript of the gene pro11, whose product is annotated as Striatin Pro11. The coding region runs from base 1 to 2574 and encodes 857 amino acids. The transcript has 2 exons. Gene Ontology annotation, molecular function: protein binding. The record is from RefSeq and is a predicted model, not a curated record. NCBI's taxonomy places the organism in Eukaryota, Fungi, Ascomycota, Leotiomycetes, Helotiales, Lachnaceae.
AUGGCCUGGCAGUCUCUGUCGGGCAUGGGCGGUGGUGGGAACAGUGGUGGGAAUGGCAGUCAAGAUGGAUCCCAGCAGCAGGGGAACCAACCCCAGGGCACUGAAUAUACUCUACAGGGUGUAAUGCGCUUUCUCCAGACCGAAUGGCACAGACACGAGCGAGAUAGAAACGCGUGGGAGAUCGAGCGGCAAGAGAUGAAGGGCCGAAUAGCUCGACUGGAGGGCAGCACCAGGAAAUCCGACAGCUCGAAUAAAGCCCUGAAGAAAUAUAUCAAUAUGCUGGAGAAGGCUCUCAAGGAGAGAGAUUCUCAGGUCAAGGCAUUGAAGGCUGGCAAGGAGAUAAAUAUCGAGUCCAUUCGGGACCAGAAGGAGAAGGCCAGUGCAGCUUCCAAGAAGGACCAUGUGCGACGUAGGUUUUUGGUCUCUGAUCUUAAUGUACGGCAGCUGACCGUAGAUUUAGCAACGCAAGACAAGCCUCACAAUUCGUUUCUAGAUGUCGAAGAGGGCGAAGAAAAGCCCGAUGAAGACCCUGAUCGCGGAAGUCUUAAAGGUUUUAUGGACAAGACACAAGGAGAGCUCACCUACCUCAUGGUGUCGCCAUCGAACCCGCUACCUCCUCGAGAUCCUCCGUCUCCUGAAGAUAUCCUAUUACAACCCCCGUCUUUUGGGCAGGGACCUAGUCAACAGAGCCUGGAGGAGAUGUACCAACAGCAACCAAGACAGAAAAACAUGCGCGAGUCUAGUCUGUCACGACCGUCACCAACUCCGAACCACCACCCUCCACCAGUACCUACAUCAAACCUGGCUGUAAGAAACCCUGAAGUGCCCAUGUCAAGAUCUCUCGCCGACCAACAACCCUUGCCACAACCCACGCAACAAGAAUGGUCUACCACCUUCCAAAUGCCCGAUCCGCCAGAGGAGGAGGUGACCAAAAUCAAUCAUAGUUUUGAUUCAUAUGGGCGGCCGGCAGAUCUUGAAACGACGACAGAUAAAGAACCCGCGACAGAGGCAGACGGUUGGGAUUUUAACGACGGGGCACAAUUCGCGGAUCCAGAUAUCAAACCAGCCCCCCAACGACCAGACACAGAUUUAUUUCCAGUUGCACAGGAUGCACCGAAAUCACCUAACCGAGGACCAGGAUCGCAUCGUAGGAAGACUUCAAUAUCGCGGCGGAAAAGUGGGGAGCCUGACCUUGCACUGAACCAGGCUUUGAAGGUGGAUGGUGGCAGUUUCAAAGUGAGGUUCGGACUAAGGGGACACCUGGAUGCAGUGAGAUCCGUUAUCUUUACUGGUGGUGGAAGUCCUGGGGAGCCUGAAAUAUGCACUACUGGCGAUGAUGGAACUAUCAAGCGGUGGAUCAUACCCGCAAGGUACGAUACCCAACCCGGAAUGCACAACGGUCCAAACGACCUGGACAUCCAGAGUUAUUUCACACAUCGUGGACACACCGGAACCGUCAUGUGCUUGACAGCCUGGUCGCCAUCCCAGAAUUUCUCCAGUGGUGGACGAGCCCAAGGUGAUGGAUGGAUAUUCUCCGGAGGUCAAGAUGCGACUGUCCGAGUCUGGGAACGCGGGAGAGUUGAUCCAAAGGCGACUUUAGAUGGCCACACGGAUGCUGUUUGGACAGUAUGUGUUCUGCCUGGAACGACAGGGGCUGUUUUCGGCCAGAACAACGCUUAUGGCGGCCCGGAUCGAAUCCUGCUUGCAUCUGGAGCUGCUGAUGGCACGGUCAAGAUAUGGUCUGUCAGUGCUCCGCCGCAAUUGGUAUCACCUUCGGGCGGCAGUCAGCGAAGGGGUGGUCGUGUCCGAGGGAAUUCCAUGUCGUCUGGCUCGGCGUUCCCUUCCUCACCACAGCCCAGCGUGGCCUCAAAUUCCCCAUUUCAUUACACCUUAAUCCAUUCGAUCUCAAGAUCAAACAACACUGCCUCGCCGACUUGUAUCACACCUCUUUCUGCGUCAGGGGAUGCUUUCGUGGUCUCUUACUCUGAUGCCGCCGUGUUGGUUUAUGACACCAGGACCGGCGAAGAGGUUGCUUCAAUGGCCAGUCUGGAGACGUAUAAUGAUACGGCAUCAACAGGUGUCAAUGCAAUUGUCGCGACUACCAAUGGGCUGGAUGGGUCAUUGAGCUUCGAUUCUGGCAGAGGGCUUUCAGAAGACGAAGGCGUUGUUGGAGGGGCUACUGGCUCGAGCGGGGGUGUUGAGGGCAUUGUAAUCAGUGGCCACGAAGACCGAUUUAUUCGUUUCUAUGAUGCUAACAGUGGUAAGAGUCUCGAGCGUUCCUUUGAAAUUUUACAGCCAGCUAAUCAAACAUCAGGUCAAUGCACAUACAACAUGCUAGCUCACCCGGCCGCAAUCUCGGCCCUGUCACUGUCGCCAGAUGGCAGAGAACUAGUCUCAGCUGGUCACGAUGCAAGUCUCCGUUUCUGGAGUUUGGAAAAGCGGAGUUGCACCCAGGAAAUCACAAGUCAUCGUUUGAUGAGGGGUGAGGGUGUAUGUUCUGUAGUUUGGAGCCAGGAUGGGAGAUGGGUAGUCAGCGCCGGAGGAGACGGAGUCGUGAAGGUUUUCGCACGUUGA